Messenger RNA from Sceloporus undulatus (fence lizard), 935 nucleotides. RefSeq names its product methyltransferase 21A, HSPA lysine (gene METTL21A). Gene Ontology annotation, cellular component: cytosol; cytoplasm. NCBI's taxonomy places the organism in Eukaryota, Metazoa, Chordata, Lepidosauria, Squamata, Phrynosomatidae. Bases 138 to 794 code for a protein of 218 amino acids. The transcript is spliced from 4 exons. Gene Ontology annotation, biological process: peptidyl-lysine methylation. Gene Ontology annotation, molecular function: protein-lysine N-methyltransferase activity. The record is from RefSeq and is a predicted model, not a curated record.
CCGGCGCCUCUAGUGCGCAUGCGCCGGCGAUUUGAUUCCCUCAAAGGGCUGGAACGUCUUCCCAGGCCUAGCGCGCUGUGCGCAAAGAGCCGCGAGGAGCCAGGCCUGCUUGGUAACCUUGGUAACGCGGCAAGAAGAUGGCCUUGGUUCCUUAUAAUGACACAGCUCUCUGGGGAGUGCAAAAGUUACAUCAGUCUUCCUCUGUAUAUUAUUUUGCCAACCAUACCAUCAAAAUCAAGCAGGACUGGAAGCAGCUGGGUGUCGCCGCUGUGGUAUGGGAUGCGGCUGUUGUGUUGUGCACUUUCCUGGAGAUGGGAGGCAUUGAUCUACAAGGGCGCAUGGUAAUUGAGUUAGGAGCUGGAACAGGCUUGCUGGGAAUUGUAGCUGCGCUGCUUGGUGCCCAUGUCACAAUCACAGACAGAAAGGCAGCCUUGGCAUUCCUGGAGUCCAAUGUAAGAGCCAAUUUGCCCACCGACCUUGGGCCAAGAGCAGUGGUCAAAGAACUGACUUGGGGACAAGAUUUAGGGAGCUUCUCACCAGGAAGUUAUGAUGUCAUUUUGGGUGCGGACAUAGUUUAUCUGGAAGAAACGUUUGAAGCUCUUCUCCAUACACUGGACCAUCUCUGCUCCGACAGGACUGUGAUCCUGCUAUCAUGCCGCCUCCGUUAUGAACGGGACCAGAACUUCUUGAAGAUGUUGAGAGGACUUUUUUCAGUACAUGAAGUGUUCUAUGACAGUAAUAACGAUGUGCAUAUAUUUAAAGCACAGAGGAAUAUCCAGAAGGGAGAUCUGUGAUGUGUUCAGUUGUGAACUCUUUGGCAGCUUAUGCCUGUCAAACUUGGAAAUGUGACUAGAACGCCUAAAAUCCUCCAGACACCAUGGCCAAUGUUGCCUAGGGAGCCUAGUCUGGGAGUUGUAGUAAAAAAAGUAAAAUUU